Molecule: messenger RNA, 363 nt
Organism: Aegilops tauschii subsp. strangulata
Lineage: Eukaryota; Viridiplantae; Streptophyta; Magnoliopsida; Poales; Poaceae
Source: RefSeq, a predicted model, not a curated record
AUGGCCACAACGGCGGCGUGGGCGGAGAGGAGCGCGGCCACGGCAGGGCGGCACGGCGCGGCCACGGCCACAGGCAGCGGCGGGCAGGGAAGGAGCACGGGCGACGCCACGGCGGAGCGAGCAGGGGAGGAGAGCGCGGGCGCGGGCACGGCGGGGCGGGCACGGGCGCGGGCGCAGCCAUGGCGGGGCGAGCAGGGAGGAACAGGCCACGGCGGCAGCGCGUGGCCACGGUGGGGUGAGCAGGCCACGGCGGGGCGGAGCGCGGCUGCGGGCCACGGCCACGGCGGCGAGCAGGCCACGGCGAGGCGGAGCGCGGCUGCGGGCCAUGGCCACGUCGGCGAGCAUGCCACGGGCGACUUUUGA